Messenger RNA from Lodderomyces orthopsilosis Co 90-125, 381 nucleotides. RefSeq names its product profilin (gene PFY1). Gene Ontology annotation, cellular component: cell cortex. Gene Ontology annotation, molecular function: actin monomer binding. The record is from RefSeq and is a predicted model, not a curated record. Lineage: Eukaryota; Fungi; Ascomycota; Pichiomycetes; Serinales; Debaryomycetaceae. The transcript has a single exon. The coding region runs from base 1 to 381 and encodes 126 amino acids.
AUGUCCUGGGACGCAUACACUAACAAUUUGGUUUCUACAGGAAAGUUAGACAAGGCUGCACUUUACUCAAGAGCUGGUGAUUCCUUAUGGGCACAAUCAGGCGGGUUCCAAUUGCAACCAAAUGAGAUCUCAGAAAUUGCCCACGGUUUCGACAACGCUACGAACUUACAGAGUCACGGCUUGCAUGCACAAGGACAGAAAUACUUUUUGUUGCGUAAUGAUGAGAGAUCAAUUUACGGUAAGCACGAAGCGGAGGGAUUGAUUUGUGUCAGGACUAAACAGGCAAUCUUGGUUGCACAUUAUCCAUCUGGUGUGCAACCCGGAGAAGCGACUACAAUUGUAGAGAAAUUAGCCGAUUACUUAAUUGGAGUCGGUUACUAA